Molecule: messenger RNA, 933 nt
Organism: Arachis stenosperma
Lineage: Eukaryota; Viridiplantae; Streptophyta; Magnoliopsida; Fabales; Fabaceae
Product: membrane magnesium transporter-like
Exons: 4
Coding region: 386-706 (106 amino acids)
Cellular component (GO): early endosome; Golgi apparatus; EMC complex
Source: RefSeq, a predicted model, not a curated record
GCUAAUUUUUAUGAUUGUGUUGUAUAUAUUCUGAUUACUGAGUUAAAUGUAUAGAUUCUGAGAUAUUGGAUCCUGAAUUAAUUUUAUGGAUAUUAGAAUCUCAGACUUUUUUCCCAGAUUUUUGUUGUUUCAAGAUUUUGAAUUAGAGUCUUGAAAAUAAACCCGGUCAAUAUUUUGGUUCGGUCGUUUAGAUCAAAGCAAACCAAGCUUCACUUUGGCGCAGAUAGGCCCUGUUUUUACUUUUUAUUCAACGCAAAGAUGAUGGUAACUUGGUUUGUGUGGACAGCCACCGGGGUUGGGCAUCUGGCGAUUUACACAUACCUCUCACAGUCCAAAACCUCAGAAUUCAUCAAGUAGAUCGAUCUGCAUUGUCACCCUCCAAAUCAUGGCUUUAGGUUUUGCCAUCGGAGUCUUCGGUGUUCUCAUUCUUUUUCACGCCGCUUAUUCAACCAUCCAAUAUAGGGGUUUGCUCAAGAUCACCGAAGAAGAGUUUUCAGGGCCUCCCUUCAAUGUGGUGACUGAGCUAUCUCUGGGGCUAGUUCUUUGUAUGUGGGCUGCGUUAACUGUGCCGGGGAAGUUUCUGUCCAUACACCCAGAUUCUGAGGAGAAUAGGAUUGUUUCUUUGCCUGCUAACCUUGACUUCAUGAUCUUCAACCACCGAGGCAAGGUCUUCCCUGUGGAAAUGGAUUUGAAGCUGAAACAAUGAUGACUUUAGGAUAUCCCUCUUUUGAGGAUUAAAGAUAUUUUCCCCGGAACAUUUUAGAAUUUUGGAUUUGAAUUUGAUAAUUUCAUUGGUUUAUCUAGGUCUCUUUGCACCUUCCUUUUGUAGCUUAUAUAUACUUCAGAUUCCUGUACUGGCUGCUUAGCACUUACUGAUAAUGUUGACAUCAUAUUAUCACUUAAAUCAUUAUGAAGAAAUAGCUUGCACUUUAA